Didymodactylos carnosus is the source of this 1380-nucleotide messenger RNA. The record is from the annotation of a GenBank genome assembly. Lineage: Eukaryota; Metazoa; Rotifera; Eurotatoria; Philodinida; Philodinidae.
AUGUACAUUAGUAGAAUCAGUAGUAGCGGUAAUAGUAGUAAUAAACGAAAAAUUGACAAUCUGGGGUCUACUCAGUCCACAUCGAAUGUUAAAACAACAACUAAAACAGAUAAAUUCUUGAACAAACAACAAUAUGGACCACUAAGAGAGAGUGUAAUAACAGUUAUUGGACUAACAAAUCCGAAUUCAAACAAUUUUUAUACAACAACGACUGACGCAUUAGAUAAUGCAUCCUAUGAAUCAUCGAGUGAACCAUUGAGUAAUAAUGAAUUGAAUUUUGAGCAACAAUUCUUUACAAGAACACCAAUCAUUACACGCACAACAAAUUUAAAUACAACCAAUACAAAUUCCAAACAACUAAUAGCUGUGAAUAUGAAUAAUUCAUCGCCAUUUUAUCGUGAACAAUCUCCGUCAAAUACUACAUUUAUGAAUUCAAGUACAUUGUACAUAAGUCAACCACAAAAGGAACCUGUACCUCGAUUUCGUGUUAAUAAUUCAUUACCAAAACCUUAUGUUAACUUUACAUUAAAUGACGGUGCUAGUAAAGAAAAACAAUCAUUUCAUCGUUUAAAUUCUCCUCGCAUAACAAUUCAUACAUCUCCUAAACAACCGCCUGUACCACCAAGAGCAACAACGGCAGGCAUAUUUUCAUUGCCAAAUUUUCGAUUACUAACUAAUACAUCAGCAAUUAUACCCGAUGAUGGUAAUGCUAAAACAGCAGCAAAAGUUCAAUUACCUAUUACACUUCUCAACGCUAAACGAACAAAUAAUACAGCGACAAAUGAUGUUGAACGAAAAUUAGCUGCGUUAACAUUAGCAUUAGAAAAAGAAUUAGAAAGCGAAGCAACUGUUGGAGAAUAUUAUGGUCAAUGCACAAAAUGUGGACAAUCUGUAACUGGUGCUCAUGAAGCAUGCCAAGCAAUGGGCAAUCUUUAUCACAAUAAUUGUUUUAAAUGUGUUCUAUGUGAACGAACACUUCGUGGUAAAGCAUUUUAUAAUGUUGCCGAUCAAGUUUAUUGUGAAGAAGAUUAUUUGUUUAGUGGAUUUCAACAAACUGCUGAAAAAUGCAUUCAAUGUGAUCACCUCAUUAUGGAUACGGUACUGCAAGCAAUAGGAAAUACAUAUCAUCCAGGAUGUUUUCGAUGUCAUAUAUGUAAUGAGUGUCUUGAUGGUGUGCCAUUUACUAUUGAUAAUGAACAUCGAAUAUUUUGCCUCUAUGAUUAUCAUAAUACAUAUGCUCCAAGAUGUGCCAAAUGUAACUAUCCAAUAUGUCCUGAAGAGGGUUACGACGAAACAGUUCGAGUAAUCGCAAUGAACAAAAAUUACCAUGUUAGCUGUUACAAAUGUGAAGUUCGUACAAAAGAGUCAAAGCAUACAUAA